This is a messenger RNA of Penicillium coprophilum, 228 nucleotides long. RefSeq lists its product as uncharacterized. The transcript has a single exon. The record is from RefSeq and is a predicted model, not a curated record. The coding region runs from base 1 to 228 and encodes 75 amino acids. NCBI's taxonomy places the organism in Eukaryota, Fungi, Ascomycota, Eurotiomycetes, Eurotiales, Aspergillaceae.
AUGACGACUGCGCGGAUUGUGUCUGGCACCGGAGGAUGCAUGGUCUACGGCUACCCCUUCACUGGCGGAGCUCUCGUCAAAGAGCAUCCUGAGCUUGUUGACAUGCUUUCCUAUCGAUCCCCCGCACCCAUGUAUCGCAAGGUUCACCCAGUGCCGACGAAGAAGCCAGAUUCUGUAUUCUCCUGCGACGCACUGGUGCGAUGUUUUAAUCGGGUAAGAAGGAACUGA